CGCCCGAGUCCGAGACAACAGCAACGUGUCCAGGGAGGAGUGGGAGUGGAUCCAGAGUUUGGCGGCGUCGUCCUCAGACUCCACUCCGAUUGGUGGAGAGGCUCAGGAGGCGGGACUUGCUGCCCAAAGCCACACCCCUCUGCUGUACUACGAGCUCCAGACGGCGACAAAGACCCUCCUGAAGACCAUCAACCUGCCCCUGAACCAGGCUCGGGGGUUCCGGUUGUACUCGGAGGAGGUGGUGGAGUUGGGUCACGGCGUGUCCUUCCUGCUCUUGUGCCCAGCGGCCGAUGACGUCUGCUCUGCCCCGGGGCAGACCAACCCGCUGUGCCCCCUGUCCGGCUUCCUCCACCUCCCGCUGCAGAUGUUUGAGCUCGUUCACCUGUGUUCGUAUAAGGAGCGUCUGAUCAGUCUGUACUGCCGCCUCUCCUCUCUGCUCGACCUGGACUCACUCAUCACCCAACAAGCUCUGAGAGAAGCCAUCACAGAUACUGAGGUCUCCACCGCCAAGCAGAGACACCAGACCAUCCUCGACUACAUACAGCAGUUGGACGAGAUGAGGCGAGACCUUCGGUGGCUCACAGACGCUCUGCAGUUCGCUCGGUACAAACAGCCCAGAGGAGGCGUCCCUCUUUUGGCCCUGAUGCCCUCCCACACGGAGACGCAUCAGACCCAGAAGAGCGACUCCACCUCCUCCACCAUGGACUACCUCCCGACGCCCUCGCCCUCCCCGGAGCCCAGGAGGAGGCAGGCGGGCAGCGAUUCUCAGUUGUGUUCGGAUGAGGACUGUUCGUCUGAAGUCUUCUUACCCACAGACAGUGAUUAUGACUCCAGUGACCCGCUGAGCCCCCGCGACUCGCUCUGCUCCCCCCCUCCUCCCUCCAAUCCCAUCAGCCCCCCCACCCCCGGACCCCUGCCCCCGGACCUGCCCCCGGACCUGCCCCCGGACCUGCCCCCGGACCUGCCCCGGCCGCGGACACUCGGGGGCAGCGCGCCGGACGUCCUCAGGUACAGCGCCUGCCCCUCAGACUCAGACCUCUCUCCCUCCUCUGUCAAAGACUCUAAACCAGAUGCCCUCCCGCCGAUCCCUGCGUCCAAAGACCUGUCCCUGUCGCCCCUGUCGCCCUCUGUGUCUGAGGCGUCUAAAACUCUGGAGCUGCUGUCCCUGUCCGACCCGAUCAAACCUCUGACGGCUCCGGCCAAGAGGAAGCUGCUCUCUCGCUCCCACAGGGGGCAGUAUUUCAGCGGACCACAGCGCUGGAUCAGAGCGCAGAGCGGAGAGAGCCACACGGGGGCGCUGUCCGAGGGAGUCUACACCAAACAGAGCGACGCCUGCGACAGAGGGACAGGGGUGACGUACGUAAGCCACGCCUCCUGCGUCCUGGAGAAGAGACGCCGUGAGCCCCGCCCACACGUGCGCCGCAUCUUCACGGACAACACCGCUAAACUGUCCUGUGGCCCCGCCUCCAAAGAAGCGUCUGAGAAAAGCUCUACUACGUCCUGCAUGCGAGAGGGGCGGGGCUUCACGGGGGGCGGGGUCUCUGUGGUAGUGGGGGCGGAGUUAGAGGAGGAAGAGGAAGGGGCGGGGCCCGGGGGAGCGAUGGCCGCCGUCGCCACACAGGAAGUGGACUCAGACGACCAAACGAACGCUCAAGUGCAAGAGAUCCUCAGCAGCACGCUCUGAUACCACCUCACGACCUCCUGUCCUCCUCCCUCCUUCCUCCC
This is a messenger RNA of Boleophthalmus pectinirostris (great blue-spotted mudskipper), 1725 nucleotides long. RefSeq lists its product as uncharacterized. The record is from RefSeq and is a predicted model, not a curated record. The transcript is spliced from 8 exons. NCBI's taxonomy places the organism in Eukaryota, Metazoa, Chordata, Actinopteri, Gobiiformes, Gobiidae. The coding region runs from base 365 to 1684 and encodes 439 amino acids.